GUCUGCAAGCUAGGAAAAUUUUUGUGAAGAAAACAUGUCGGAUUGUAGCCCUAUAAGUAUUAUUUUAGUGUCGUCCGGUAGUCUGCGAGGAGACAGACUUCUUUUCAGGUAUCCUUAUCAAGACCUGCCAUGCAAACCGACUAUUUCGACAGCUGUGGCCUCAAAUCCAUAUGUACUACGGGAAGCUGACUGCAGUGGUUCAACGAGUAACCAAGGCUUAACUGGUUACACGGAUAAAAUCCUGGCCACUCUGAUGGCCACCAAGACUGAGCUGGCGGGAGACAAGUUUGAGUUGAAGGUGGAUAACCUGCGGUUUGUGGGCCACCCCACCCUACUGCACCAGCUGUCAUCAUCCACAGACCUUUCCAGAUCAGAUGGACCAUCUCCGAGGAGAGAACCUUCCCCCAUCAUCCUCUUCAACAUCGUGUUCGUCAUACAGGCCAACGUUAGCCCGUCUUUAAACCAGUACUACCACGACCUGAGUAAGAGACUGGCCCUAGCCAUCAGACACGAGGAGUGGAGAUGUGGAUACCUCAACAGACAGGCACAGAUCAUGAGAGAUGUACACGACGAGGUGUCGGCCAUGCCUGAAGGUGGGUUUAGUCAUGGCUACCUCAACAGACAGGCACAGAUCAUGAGAGACGUACAUGACGAAGUGUCAGCCAUGCCUGAAGACAGUGCCCCGGCAUCCCCGUUCCAACACAUGAUCCCUCGAUGUGACCUGGCCAGGGAACUUAGAGACGUGUACACAGGGUUGUGUGAUCUAGGUAUUGUCAACAUCAGAAUUAACAGUUGGAUUCUGGUCAGUUUUUGUUUACCUCACAAAGUACACAACAACAACGUAGACGCAACCAAAAUUGAGCCAGAGGCAGUAGAAAGAUGUAUAUCUGCUAUCAGACCGUACCACGCGAUGCUGCUAUUGGUAGAUAGAGACGUGCUGCUGGAGGAGCUACCACAGGACUGUUCCCCUGCGCUGACCAGACUCAUCAGAAUAGCCACACCUCUCAAAAGUCUGCAGUGUCUGUCUCAAGACUCAGAUCUCGCUUUGUCACAGAUUUUUCAGCUAGUGAGCCACCUGGUAUACUGGGGAAAAGCUACCAUUAUCUACCCUCUGGCAGAAAGUAACGUCUACACACUAUCUCCUAAUGCAAAAACUUCUGUGAAUUCCCUCCUGUGUGAGAAGUUUCUGGAGCAGUUCCCGGGGGUGUGUCUGCCCGCAAUCAUGGCUGACUUCUCCCUCCCCCUGCCCCUGGGGGAACACAGGAACCCCCUGGGCCUCCCACAGCAACAGGGCAUCCUUCGGCUCAGCACACACGGCGUUGCCUCCCCUCAGGCCCAGUUAGUCCAGAUGGUGGUGUGGAUGUUACAGCACAGACUGCUGGUGCAGCUUCACACGUACAUCUACCUGAUGUCGACUGAACCUGAAACAGCCGGCCCGGGCGUGGUGAGAAGUCAGGCGUCACCUCUGCUUCUGGUACCAGACGACGCAGCUCGGAACAGGACCAUCAGUGGGGGCAGCGGGGAGGCAGUCAGUCUGGGGUCUCCAGAUGGAGGUGAGCUCGAGUUGAGCUCCAGUGUGGAGACGUACUCCACCUACUCCACAGAGAUGGGAAGUGACGGGAUGCUCAUCACCAAGGACGCCCGUCUGCAGAGGAAACUGACAGAGAGCCUGCUGUCCGACCUGACCGAGGGAGAAAGGCUCAGCGUGCUCAAGGUUCCCGCCGCAUCAAACCCAGAGGAUCUCAGGCUAUUUGCAAGACUGGUGUGGUAUUUCCGUGGGGAGCACCACCUGGAGGAGAUCAUGUACUACGAGAACCUGCGGAGGUCACAGCUGCUGACCCUGCUGGACAAGUUCCGGGAGGUGCUAAUCACCUGCCAACAUGAGGACGCCGCAGCAGCCGUCUUUCACACCAAGCAGUACUGAUGAAAUUAUCUUGAAAGUUCAUCUGUGUUGGUAGAAGUCAUUGUGCUGCAAGAUUAAACUGUAAUGUCCAACACAAUAAAUUGGACU
Branchiostoma belcheri (Belcher's lancelet) is the source of this 2011-nucleotide messenger RNA. RefSeq names its product nitrogen permease regulator 3-like protein. Gene Ontology annotation, cellular component: GATOR1 complex. Gene Ontology annotation, biological process: positive regulation of autophagy; negative regulation of TORC1 signaling; TORC1 signaling. The transcript has 18 exons. The record is from RefSeq and is a predicted model, not a curated record. The coding region runs from base 35 to 1924 and encodes 629 amino acids. NCBI's taxonomy places the organism in Eukaryota, Metazoa, Chordata, Leptocardii, Amphioxiformes, Branchiostomatidae.